UUGACUCACUGCUCUCCCAAGCGAUGACAACUCAUCCGCGACAGGCUGAUCCAAGGCAACAGCCGUUUUCCCCUUAUGCUUUCAACGGCGGAACCAUUCUAGCUAUAGCAGGAGAAGAUUUUGCUGUUAUUGCGUCAGAUAACCGACUGAGUGAAGGCUUUAAGAUUCAUUCAAGAGACAGUCCAAAACUUUACAAGUUAACAAGAGACACGGUUCUAGGAUGUUGUGGGUUUCACGGUGAUUGCUUGACGGUCACUAAGCAUCUUGAAGCGAGAAUACAGAACUACAAGUAUACACACAACAAGGAGAUGAGCUGCCCAGCUUUAGCUCAGAUGUUGUCGACUAUGCUGUAUUAUCGUCGUUUCUUUCCAUACUACACUUACAAUAUCCUAGCUGGAUUGGAUGCCGAAGGAAAAGGUGCUGUGUACAGCUUCGAUCCGGUCGGAUCAUAUGAAAGAGAAGUGUUUCGUGCUGGAGGAUCAGCAGCAUCGAUGCUGCAGCCUCUCUUAGACAACCAGAUUGGUUUCAAACACCAAGGAGGUGUGGAGAGGACUCCUCUCACUCUCGAGAAGACACUCGCUCUAGUGAAAGAUGUCUUUACUGCUGCAACAGAGCGCGAUAUAUACACGGGCGACGGUCUAACCAUCAACAUCGUUACAUCAGACGGAGUAACGAGCCAGGAAUUUCCACUGCGCAGGGACUGAACUCAGUCUAAUUAGCUAGACUUCCGGUUUGGUUGAUUUAAACUAGAUUUAGAAAUUCGACUGUAUUUCACUGUA
This is a messenger RNA of Corticium candelabrum, 779 nucleotides long. Its product is annotated as proteasome subunit beta type-1-like. The transcript is spliced from 7 exons. Gene Ontology annotation, cellular component: proteasome core complex. NCBI's taxonomy places the organism in Eukaryota, Metazoa, Porifera, Homoscleromorpha, Homosclerophorida, Plakinidae. The record is from RefSeq and is a predicted model, not a curated record. Bases 24 to 704 code for a protein of 226 amino acids.